CACAAGAGAUCCCAGAGGGGAGCUGGGGGAGCGUUCGUUUUCAGUUCUGUUGUUUCUGAGCGCUUUAUUAGCGAAAUGUAAGCCUAACCUCCAGACAGGAUGGUACUUUGAUCCUCGUUUAACAUCGGAUCCUUCGUCGACAGGAGCCGCCGAGUUUUUGUAAAGCACCAUGUCUGAGCCAGGCUCGGACCUGGAGCUGAGCACAGACUCGGAUGCAGGCUACGAGGACUACUACAACUACCCAGAGGACGGAGAGAUAGACCAGCAAGACCAGCGGAAACUCGACCCGGAGUACUUUGAGUUUGAGUGCCUGACCAUCGAAGACGUCGAGCGUCUGCUCAACGAGUCCGUCGAAGUCAUCUGUGCCAGCCUGAGUGUGAUGCCCUCCCUCGCCAAAGUCUUGCUACACACGCACAACUGGAAUGCGCAAGAGAUGAUCCAGAAGUACAAGCAGAACGCAGCACAAGCACUCGCCGAUGCCCGGAUCAAGCCACUUCGACCACCGGCGAUAGAUAUGCAGACGAUCCGCAACAGUCCGUCUGUCCAGUGCCCCAUCUGCCUCCAGAAUUCUCCUGGGGACCGCUUUAGGGGUCUGGCCUGCGGUCACUACUUCUGCCCUGACUGCUGGGCCAUGCACUUCGAGAUACAGAUCCUCCAGGGCAUAUCCACCGCAAUAGAAUGCAUGGGCCAGUACUGCAAUAUCCUGGUUCCGGAGGACUUCGUCCUCAGCAUGCUGAACAAAUCGUCGCUGAGGGAGAAGUACCAGCAGUUUAUGUUCUCGGACUACGUUCGGGUAUAUCAAGCUUGCCUUCAAUCUUGCCUUACCCAACAAAACGGAACUGUAACGCAACUUUCUCUUGUCCAGAGCCAUCCAGAGCUGCGGUUUUGUCCCGGCCUCAACUGCAACAUUAUUAUCCAAGCCAAAGAGCAGAAGAGCAAGAGGGUCAUCUGCAAGCACUGCAAGACUACCUUUUGCUUCCGGUGCGGUACAGACUACCAUGCUCCGGCGGACUGCGAGACUAUCAAGAAAUGGAUCACCAAGUGUGCCGACGACUCAGAGACUGCCAACUAUAUCUCCGCUCAUACGAAAGAUUGCCCCAAGUGCCACAUUUGUAUAGAAAAGAACGGAGGGUGCAAUCACAUGCAAUGCUACAGCUGUAAAUAUGACUUCUGCUGGAUGUGCCUGGGAGAUUGGAAGACCCACGGUAGUGAAUACUACGAGUGCAGCCGAUACAAGGAGAACCCCAACAUUGCCAACGAGUCUGCCCACGCCCAGGCGAGGGAAGCGCUGAAAAAGUACCUCUUCUACUUUGAGCGAUGGGAGAACCACGCCAAGAGCCUGCGACUGGAGGAGAUGACGCUGCGCAAGAUCAAGAACCGCAUCAACGAGAAGGUGAUGGCCAACCAAGGGACAUGGAUCGAUUGGCAGUACCUGCUUGACGCGGUGGCCCUCUUGGCCAAGUGCCGCUAUAGCCUCCAGUACACAUAUCCCUAUGCCUACUUCAUGGACCCUGGUCCCAGGAAAGAGCUGUUUGAGUACCAGCAGGCAACGCUGGAAGCGGAGAUUGAGAAUCUCUCCUGGAAGGUGGAGCGGGCGGAGACGACGGACCGGGGGGACCUCGAAAACCAGAUGGACAUUGCGGAAAAACGCCGUUCCAUCCUUCUCAAGGACUUUUUGGUCGUCUAGCAGGGGCAUUUCUAGUCUUUAUUAACGAAAAGAGAAGGGGAAAAAAAGCAAUCCCACUAGUUACCGCACUAGGUUGCUCGCGCUACGGGGGGGCCGACAAGGGCCGCGAAAAUCGCGAGGCUCGUUGGUCGAGUUGAGGUUUGGUACGACAGCCGCAUAAAUCUAUCUCUCUUCAAGGUCGGCUCUGAAAGUGAUUGCAGAGAGAGGGUAAUCUUAAUUUCAUUGCGCGUCGGGUUCGUCGUACAAGAGCGUUCCCAGUCCCAAGUGUCAAGUACAAGUCUGAAGAAGUGACGACAGCAGCCGCCACAGCAAAGUAGCCGACGCUCCGAACGGCGUAGGUUCACCAUGCCGAUCGUUGGCCAACUUUAAACGCGGAUGCGAGUGAAAGGUAUCAAAGACGAUUCGACCGCGCUCACGCGGCCGCAUCUUUUGUCGGACUUGCUUGUGUUUGUCGCCCAACAGUUGGUCCGGUGGAGCUGUUCUCGGCGUCGACCAUUUCGCGCUACGUUGUCGAGGCUGACGCAGCUUCCGCACUACUCCAACUCUGCGAAGGCAGGUUGCACAAGCAUAUGGCAAUGAAAAGCGAGACUAUGGCGCCUGGAGCGUGUAUCCAGCUGACGUGUGUACCGCGUCCUAAAAAGUAGCGAUUUCCGCCAGACGACGUCACAAGCGUCGUGUUGUUGCGGGCUGCGAUGUCAGCGGCGUCACAGUGGCGUCUCAUGGGGCAGAUGCCUGUUUUGUUACAGGACGCUCUUCAGCUCGACAGUUUCUGAAAAUUUAAGCAGCCAAGGUCGCUACGUGCGACAACAUAACACGACCGCUUCCGCAACAUUGUUUGUUGCUACUUUGAGACCGCUUUCGGUGUGUGGGCUGCUAAGCACACCGGACGAAGACGCGUUUCGGACACCUUAGCAAGACGAAGCCGUGUGGUCUCGUGGCUGCAGCACUGCAGAAGCUAUGCCAGCUUCGACAAAGUAGCGGAAGGUAGUCUACGCCGAGUAUACUGCGGGUGAUGCGAGCCACCGAUGCGAAUUUUGGGCGUUGGCGUGUAGCACCGCUUGGAAUUUUCACGAGACGGGUGCACAGUCUUUUUGUAUUCUAGAACUGAUUGCGGAGGUGUGAUUGUCUGCCACGCUGUCGUUUUUUUCCCAUGUUGAAGUGUUGCGAAUUGAGGAAGAAAAUCUAAACGGACGUGUCAAAAAUGUUGCGGGGUGGGGCAAGGGCGUUUUCUCCUCACGACGAAAUAAUGAAAGAAAAAAUGUCUGGAGAUCUCGUAUCGUGUUUUUGUACAGUUCUGCGUACUAGGUGAUUACACUGAAAUAAAGUGGCUCUUGUACAGAA
Molecule: messenger RNA, 3028 nt
Organism: Ixodes scapularis (black-legged tick)
Lineage: Eukaryota; Metazoa; Arthropoda; Arachnida; Ixodida; Ixodidae
Gene: ari-2
Product: potential E3 ubiquitin-protein ligase ariadne-2
Exons: 13
Coding region: 170-1687 (505 amino acids)
Biological process (GO): protein polyubiquitination; ubiquitin-dependent protein catabolic process; positive regulation of proteasomal ubiquitin-dependent protein catabolic process
Cellular component (GO): ubiquitin ligase complex; cytoplasm
Molecular function (GO): zinc ion binding; ubiquitin protein ligase activity; ubiquitin conjugating enzyme binding
Source: RefSeq, a predicted model, not a curated record